UCAUUCCGGAAGCAAAUUGUUGAUGUGAGGGAACCACUAUCGUCCAAGCUACUACAGUUGUGGCUUGUUUGUAUACCGCUCACGUAACUUAGCUAGGUAGCUAGUUUGGAAUUGGUUUGUUCCAACACUCCGCGAUAGCCAGUUUACUAGACUACAUGGUACCAAUGUGCCAGCUCGCCCAUUCUGUUACAAUUUAUUUUUUCUGAAAAUAAUUUUCGAUGUGAAGCAAGCAAACUGGUCAGUUAGCUAUGAUGUCGAAUUACGUUGCUUUCCAUGCCCAGUUAACCUCCAUUAUGGAGGUGUUAACUAAAGCGGCCAUAUCAGAAAUUUGUGAACUUGUGGACGAUGGUUAUGCGAUUUUACAUUUGGAAAUUUCUCGAAGUCAAAAAGAAAUCGAGUCUCUGAAGAGGAAAUUACGAUUGACGGAGCUGAGGGCUGCCCGAGGAUCCUGGGACCGAAGACGAGCAGCAGAGAGCCAUGUAAAGAGGCCGUCUAGUAGAGUCCAGCUUUGUGAUGGAUUUAGUGGGACUGCAAGGCAGAGAAACUUCUCCAUUGGUUGUCCGGCAGGCGUGAGUUUGUGGACAGAUGUGGAACCACCAACUGUGGUUGAGGAAGACUCUUCUGUUAGGUCUGCUGUGUGUGAGUCUGCGGAUAUAGAGGAGGAAAGCCCUGAAAUACAAACUAUCAAAAAGGAGGGAGCGGAUGAGGACACACAUGCCAGUGACCCUCAUGGAGGACUGAAGUUCAAUGAGGAGAGUCCUGUGGAGGCAGCGGGUGAAAAGGCUUCCAUUGUGGACACACAGACUGAACCUGUAGUAGGUACAGAGGAGCUCAAUGAGCAGCAAGGGACCACGCACUGUGUUUGGGAAGACAGCGGACCGGACACUGUUCUGAAGGCAGAACCAGAGCAUGAGUCCGUAAACCUCCAGGAAACAGCGGGGAGGCUGAACAGCCUGGAAAACGGGUACACUUUGUAUGACAGACCCGGUCAGUUGGACACUUUCUUUACACGGGGGGACUCAGAGACCGAGGAGCCUGCUUGCUCCUACUCUCCAAAGACCAGCUCAGACAGCCUCCCGAUCCAUUCGGAGCUGCAGCUCGGACCUACAGCUGCUGAAGGUGUAGGGGACAGGCUAUCGCCUGUAGGGCACUCUGAUGUAAAAUCAGACGUAAUACCAGAUGUAAUACUGAUAGAUUCUGAACCCGGUACAGUGGAUGUUGAUAUGCAUUCUGCAUGGACAAAAGAGUCAGUGUCAGGAGUGGCUCACUCACAGCAAAGGAAUUACAAGGAAUAUGGGCAGAGGGAAGAAAUGCAUCCAGAAAAUGCACUCCAACUGCCAGUGAGAGAGAGUAGAACAGGGUCAAACUCACAAAUGAACAGACGUUUCACCUCAGCCAGAAUCAAAACCAAUAAUCGAAUUGGCUCAAGAGAGAAACGAUUCAUUUGUGGAUACUGCGGAAAGAGUUUUACCUGCCCGAAAUAUCUUCAGACACACCAGAGGGUUCACACAGGUGAAAAACCGUAUAGCUGCAUGCACUGUGGGAAGCGGUUUGCUCAGUCAAGCUACCUAAAGAAACAUCAGACUGUUCAUACAGGAGAGAAGCCUUUCAGCUGUGCACAGUGUGGGAAGCGCUUUGCUGACUCCAGCAAUCUCAUCAGACACAAAAGUGUUCACACAGGAGAGAGACCAUUCAUUUGCAUACAUUGUGGGGAAAGAUUUGCAGGGAAACAUAACCUUAAAAUACACCAACAGAGAAACCACCCAUCUGUGUGGAGCUCAAGAUAAGAUCGAAACAAAGAUUCGGAUCUUCUCUUGAAUCUUUUGAUUUAGUGCACAUAGCAUGGGGAUGACUUUGAAAGAUUCUUUUUUUUAUAUAAAUAAGGAGUAAGACCCACCAACAUUAACUUCAAUGUCAGUUUGUCAAUCAUGAAAUGGCACAUCCUUGUUGUAUAUGACUUGAUUUGUACAAUUGUGCUAUCUGUGUUACUCUUGUAUUAGUGUAAACCGGAAGGAGAAACCUGAUGAGCUAGUCAAAUCAGCUGUUUCAGUUAUUGGGUUAUGUGUUAAAGCUUCAGUAUUUGAAUUGGACAGUUCAUAGUUUUUGGUACAUUAGUCCUACCAAAAUUACUGGUGUGUAAAAUAGAAGUGUUCAAAAGGCUGUAACAUGUGUUAUUGCUAUAAAUCUGACAACAAAACUAAAAAUUAGACCAACUAUACAGUAAACUGUUGGAAUUUACCCAGAUGGAUUGUUGCUAAUGUUUCCGUAUUUUAAAUGGAAACAUAGCCACGUUAAGUUUGAGAUUAAUGAUGUAUCCAUGUUCCCAUGUUGUAUUCUGAGCUUAAUAGGAGUAUAUCCAUUUAUAAUCACAUAACAAAAAACUGCAUGAAACCUAUAGCAUAAGGCAAGUGUUGUUAUUGCAAGUUUUAAACAACAACAUUACUUUAUACACCUUUUAUAACUAAAAUAAUUUAUUAAUUGUCAUGUAAAUGCCUUGAAUUUUGGAUAAAAAAACAUUGUGAAAUCACAGAAAAUAUAAACUAGUUACAUAACAUACUUAGUAUAUGUUUAAUAACAUACUGUGUUAAUAUGUUAACAUAAUAACAGUUUAAUAACAUACUGCAUCUUGCUGCUUACUUCAGUAGGAAAAUGUUAGCUUUUUGGCUAGCUGUACCAUGUCCAUCCUCAAAGACCACAGGAUCUGAAAGUAGUGGAAAAAGAAAACACCCUCAGGAAGCACAGUUUGGGUUAUUACAUUUGAACUUGUAACAUAUAUUGUGGUCACCUAUGUGCAUUGAAUUUAUCAAUGUAAAAUCACAUGAAUAAUGUGUUUCUGUGAUAUCUGUAAUAACUUCCUUGAAUAGUAGAAAAUAAAUAGUCCAAAUAAAAAAAUUA
Molecule: messenger RNA, 2895 nt
Organism: Conger conger (European conger)
Lineage: Eukaryota; Metazoa; Chordata; Actinopteri; Anguilliformes; Congridae
Product: zinc finger and SCAN domain-containing protein 2-like
Exons: 4
Coding region: 249-1787 (512 amino acids)
Biological process (GO): regulation of transcription by RNA polymerase II
Molecular function (GO): RNA polymerase II cis-regulatory region sequence-specific DNA binding; DNA-binding transcription factor activity, RNA polymerase II-specific
Source: RefSeq, a predicted model, not a curated record